Molecule: messenger RNA, 1864 nt
Organism: Bombyx mandarina (wild silkworm)
Lineage: Eukaryota; Metazoa; Arthropoda; Insecta; Lepidoptera; Bombycidae
Product: porphobilinogen deaminase-like protein l(3)02640
Biological process (GO): heme biosynthetic process
Cellular component (GO): cytoplasm
Molecular function (GO): hydroxymethylbilane synthase activity
Source: RefSeq, a predicted model, not a curated record
GUAUGGCAUGUAUGAGGUUUUAUCACUUUUAUCAUAGAUUAACACUUUAGUGUUAUGAAUGGACGUCAAUAAUGUUUGAAUAAAUUCAAAAUAACAUUUAAUUUAUACCUAUUUCAUUAAAUCAGACUUGUCCACUACAGUGUUGGUGACAUGUUAAGUCAAAAGUAAUUAAAUUCGUUCAAAAAAAAAGAUUCCAAUAAAGUAAAUCUAACAAUAACCUAAAAAAUUAUAAUUUGUUACAUAAAUUUUAACAAGUUUGAAUGAAAAAUGGACGGUGAAACGAAACUAAGCAUUCACGUCGGCUCCAGGAAGAGCGAGCUAGCACUUGUACAAACGAAUUUCGUUAUCGAUAGCUUAAAAAAAAAUUACCCGGAAAAGGAAUUUAAAAUUGUGACCAUGACAACACUUGGCGACAGGGUGCUAGAUCAGCCUCUACCAAAAAUAGGAGAAAAGUCACUUUUCACAAAAGACUUAGAAGAUGCACUGAUGAGUAAAAAUGUAGAUUUUGUUGUGCAUUCGCUGAAAGACUUGCCGACGACAUUGCCGGACGGAUUAGUAAUUGGUGCUGUCUUUGAAAGAGAAGACCCUCGUGAUGCUUUGGUACUGAAGGAAAAGUUUAAAGAGUACUCAUUGUCCACCUUACCUUCAGGAUCAGUAAUAGGAACAUCAUCACUGAGACGAACGGCUCAACUAAACGGAAACUAUCCCCAGUUGAAGGUGGUGGAUGUGAGAGGCAAUCUUAAUACCAGGUUGAGGAAAUUGGAUGACGAAGAUGGAAAAUAUUCAGCCCUUAUACUGGCUAGUGCUGGCUUGAGUAGAAUGGGAUGGGGCAACAGAAUGUCAAAGGUACUGCCGUGCUCGGAGAUGUUAUAUGCGGUGGGUCAGGGCGCGUUGGCGGUGGAAUGUCGCGCUGACAAUGACGCGGUUCUAGCGAUGUUGGCUCCGUUCAACCACCCUGAAACUUACUGUCGGGUCUUGGCUGAGAGGAGUUUCCUAAAAACUUUAGGUGGCGGAUGCAGCGCUCCAGUAGGUAUAUCAACAAAACUAAAACAAAACGAUAAUGUUUACAAGCUCACUUUGACCGGAGCCGUCUGGAGUCUAGACGGUUCGACCAAACUCGAGGAAACGUUGGACCAAACGUUUGGGCAAAUACGUAAAACCGUUAAACACAAACUCAGUCCGACGGAAGAAGCGAGCAGCAAAAAAAUUAAAACCGACAAAACAGUUGAAGCCGACAAUGAAAUCGCCGUACUUAAUCGACGGAUCACCGAGAAGACUGGUGAUUUGGGCUGCGAAGAUUUGGCGCCAAAUGUCGCUGACAGACGCUGCUUCUGCGGUUUGACGGUCAACGUCAAUAUGCCAAUUGACGUUGUCAUCAAAUGUGAUAAUUUAGGUAGGGACUUGGCGAAUUCGUUAAUCGAUAAAGGUGCUUUAGAGGUGAUGAAGAUAUCACAAGACAUAAUCAGAAGUUCGAUUGGUAAAAAAUCAUGAUGAAAGAUUUUUUGGGCCGUAGUGAUGUAACGUUCGCUACUGUAUGUAGUCGAUACUUUGUUAAUAAUCGAUUAUGGUUUCCUGGGAAUUCGUACUAGCUGGUAUUAGGGCAUGUCCUCACUGACCUUAGAAAUAUAAAUAAACGUAAACUUUUGUUCCAUAAAAUACACAGUAUAUAUUUUCUUCAUGUAAAUGUUGUAUUUUCGGCUCUGCUAUCAAAUACGUGAUAAAAACGGUGACGUCACACUAGAAUGACCUUAGUAUCAUUGAAUAAAUUAGACACUAAUAGGUAUAUAACCAAUCGUCGUAAGGAAGCGUCCAGAACAGACGUAUGUUUUACAGAAAAUAUUUUACAAACAUUAUGAUGAUUAUA